This is a messenger RNA of Ctenopharyngodon idella (grass carp), 3565 nucleotides long. RefSeq lists its product as uncharacterized. Gene Ontology annotation, cellular component: mitochondrial outer membrane; mitochondrial outer membrane translocase complex. The coding region runs from base 768 to 1724 and encodes 318 amino acids. Lineage: Eukaryota; Metazoa; Chordata; Actinopteri; Cypriniformes; Xenocyprididae. Gene Ontology annotation, molecular function: transmembrane protein transporter activity. The transcript is spliced from 10 exons. Gene Ontology annotation, biological process: protein import into mitochondrial matrix. The record is from RefSeq and is a predicted model, not a curated record.
CAUUAACAUAUUGUCAUUGUUAAAUACAUUAACAAUAAGACCAAGCAGCAUCUCGUAAACAACAUAAUAAUAAAUACAAAUAAAAAAAUACAAAAACAUGAAAAGCAAAUUAUAACAGAUUAAAUUACAUAGAUGGAUUACAUAUAAUCCAUAUAUGUUGCCAGUAAUUUUAGAGAGUUUUAAUCUCAAUACACGUUAUAAACUGCUACAUGUGCCACGUGAGGACGUUAAAGAACGACAGAAUCGGUUCUUUGAAAUGAACUUUUCGAAAGAACAGAGUCGCAGAAAUGAGUCACACCACUCAUCUAGUUGACUCGCAGGAGGAACCCAAAUGUACGUACCCAUGACGUCACAAUAUGUUAUUUAAAGUGAAGUUUAUCAUUAAAAGAGCCUAACUUGUAUUAUAUCACAACAAUAUCUAAUGCUUAUAACACGGAGUGUCGAAUACGUUUCAUUAGCUCUUCAAAAUGUCGUGUUUUCAGAAUGAACAGCAAUAUGUUUCUGCACGGAGGUGUUUCAGAGCUGCUCUUCUUUAAAUGACUGCACUGAUCAGCUGGUUCCGCCGCUAGAGUCUGUACUUGAGUUGUUACAUCCCUCAGCAUCCUUUCACCUUACUCUCUUCCAGCGGUCACUGCAUGUAUAAAGCUUGAAUUUUAGUAUGAUUUCAGGAUAUAAUUUUUGCAUACUGUAACUGCACAACCCACAUUUAUUCAGCUUCAGAAGAUCAGGUUGAAAGUGUGGUCCUCUCAUUGGGCUUGUGGGUUCCCAUGGGCAGUGUGCUGGCCUUGUCAACCCGGCCAGGGCGCCAAAACUCCCCCUUUCCACAAGAUAGACCCUUGUCACGGUGGGAUAGGAGAGAUGGACGGCUGCCUAACCCGGGAAGCUUUGAUGGUCUGCACCGUAACUGUAAAGAUGUGUUUCCACAGCAGAUUGAAGGUGUAAAACUGGUGAUAAAUAAGACCCUCAGCAGUUUUUUUAAGGUCAGUCACACAUUUCACCUCAGUGCUGUUGCCCCGUCCAGUUAUCGCUUUCACGCUGAGCACCUACAAUCAGACACUGACAGCAAAGAAACGGAUACACCUAUGCUAAUUGGGGAAAUGGACUCCUCUGGCAGCUUAAACGCACACUCUUUGUUUCAUCUGAGUGAGAAAAUAAGAGCUAAAGCAGUAUUUCAGACUCAACAGGCACAGUUUGUCACAUGGCAGUUUGAGACCGAGUAUAGAGGCAGUGACUUCACCGCAGCGAUUACUAUGGCCAACCCUGACAUUCUCAGGGAAUCAGUUAUCAUGGUUGCACAUUUUCUUCAGAGCGUAUCCCCGCAGCUGGUCCUGGGGGGAGAGCUGGUGUAUCAUCGAGGUCGAGCAGAAGAAGGGGGCAUACUUACCCUGGCAGGCCAGUACUCAGGGCCAAAUUGGGUUGCAACACUGAAUGCUGGUAAAGGAGGUGCACAUGCUAGCUACUACCACAGGGCCAACAAACAGAUUCAGGUGGGAGUGGAGUUUGAGGCGAGCACUCGGACCCAGGAGACAACCUUCUCUUUUGGUUACCAAAUGGAACUUCCUGAAGCUAAAAUGGUCUUCAGAGGAAUGUUGGACAGCCGCUGUAUCAUUGGUGGGGUUCUGGAAAAGCGGCUCUACCCUCUUCCUGCCACCUUGAUCAUGGGUGCCUUUGUCAAUCACAGAGCGGACAAGUUGCAGGUCGGUCUUGGGGUCAGUGUUGGUUAGAUAUGAAUCCUAACUCAAUAGAGGCACCGCUUAAGACUUUGGGGACCCCAGAAAACCACCUUCACCUCUGUCCAAAGACACUGGUCCACCACAGACUCCAGACAGAACAGGCAAGCCAACCAAAGCCCUGUUCGCCAUACUGGACAAUCAUGCCGUUCAUGGCAAGCAGCAAUGAGGGCUAAAAAAGACCAGGAACACAAAGCUCUCUAUGUUGGUUCCAUCCUGUAUCAAGGGUUUUGCUGUUUUGGUCUUAUGUUGGCCCCUAAGUAACCUGAGGUAAAUAAACUGAGGUAUGUUCACAGAUUAUCUAAUUUAAGAACAAGGUGGCAACCUCAGCAACUGUUGGCAGAGACCAUACAAAUGUAGUGAUGUAAAUGAGUGUCGCAAAAUUUCAUGUGACUUCUCUAUUAAAGAUUUAUUUUUUGUAGCAAACUCCAGUUAUAGUUUAGACUCCAAAAUCAAUAUGUCAAGCCAAACAUAUUGAAGAUUAGCAAAGAGGCACACAAUUUAUCAUUUGUCAUCCAUUAACUUCUAUUUAAAUAAAACACCCUUUGCUCUCCUUCUUAAGCUAACCUUUACAUCUCUCCUUAGGGGACGGACUCUGGUAUAAUGGCAAGUAUGACAGUGGAAGGAAUAAAAGUGACAGUAUAAGGAUGCAUUAUGCAUAAGAUAUUACAGCACUUUUUUUCUGAUUUGACAAAAAUCAGACUAGCGUCAGAGCCGUGGAGUGGCAGUGCAUGUUCUUAUGAAGCAUAACAGCCAUUGGCUCACAGGAAUGCAGGUAUGAAUACGCCCUGCAUCAUAUUGGCCACAUACAUGUUACGUUGUGUCAGGUGUGACAACCGCAAGUAAUUGCGGAAGUGAAUCCCCUAAAUUAGCAUGAAUUAAGGCUCGUUCACAUGGAGGACGAUAACUGUAACUGUAAAGUUUUAAUAUUUGUUCUAAUUCUAUGAGAAUAGUUAUAUUCCACACAACAGCUAUAACAAAAAUGACAAAGAGGAGCAAUAUCGUUGGAAUCACUUUCAGAAUGUUUUUUCAGCUGAUGAACUAUAAAAACAUUUGAGAAUCAUGUUUCAAAUUUGCUUAACUUUAAAGGGUUAGUUCACCCAAAAAUGAAAUUGUUGUUGUUCCAAACCCGUAAGACCUUUGUUCAUCUUCAGAACACAAAUUAAGAUAUUUUUGAUGAAAUCCGAGAGGUUUUUUUAUCCCCCAUUGAAAGCAACAUAAUUAUCACAUUCAAGGUCCAGAAAAGUAGUAAAAACAUAGUUAAAAUAGUAAGCGUGACUACAGUGGUUCAACCUUAAUGUAAUGAAGUGAAGGGAAUACUUUUUGUGUGCAAAAACAAAACAAAAAUCAUGACUUUAUUUAACAAUUUCUUCUCUACCCUGUCAUUCUCUUACGCUGUUUACAUUCAGAGCUUCCAGGUUCUGUCAGAACGCUGCACAAAAAGUAUUCUCGUUGCUUCAUAACAUUAAGGUUGAACCACUGUAGUGACUAACCCUUUAAGCUCUAAAAGGUGAAGUGACAACCAAAUUUAGCUGCUUUGUUUACAUGGCCCAUGUGAUUUAAGGUAAACUGUUUUGGGGUGGUUUGUCUACUUCUGGUACUUUUAUGUCCAAUGGGAUGAUUUCAACUUUUUAAUUUUUGUUAUAUGAAGGACACAUUCAAACGAUCUUAGAAACUUUUACCAUGCCCUCAUCAUUUAUUUUUGCUAAAAAUAAAUGCCACUUCUGUAGCCUAUUGUCAGAAGUAUUGUAGACACCUUUGGCUUCAGAUGUCAAAUUUUAAUAUCAUAGUAAAAAAAACAAAAACUGACGGAAAUAAAGAACUGAGCAAAUGGA